Molecule: messenger RNA, 8067 nt
Organism: Podarcis lilfordi (Lilford's wall lizard)
Lineage: Eukaryota; Metazoa; Chordata; Lepidosauria; Squamata; Lacertidae
Source: the annotation of a GenBank genome assembly
CCAUCACUUCCCCAAUCGAUCAAAUUCCGUGUGUGUGUGUAUCUGCAUUUAAAGAUUAAGCCGGAUCGUCUUUCGAGGAAGUGACCCGCCUUUGUCAGCGGUAUCGCUUCCGGGUGAAGCGAGGUGACCUCUCACCCCCGUGACGCCCGCCUCUUCCUUUCCGGUGUUGGUUGCUGCCUGCGGAGACGUGCGAGUAAGUGUCGAGAGAGGGGGGGAACUUCCAUCCACCCCCAUCCUCGGGGACCCGGCUGUCCCCGAAUUUGUCCGCGGUUUGCCUGGCCUCUCCUCCGCCGGCUGCACGGGGAGGGCGGCGGAGGGGAGGGCCUGGUGCCCCCGGGGUCCGCGGGGGUAGGCAGCACCGCGGUGGGAAGGAGCGCGGCUGGGCAAAGCGGGGAUGGAGCCUCGUAGCGCAGCCCGUCUUUCCGCCUUUUGUUUUAGUUGCGUGCCUCUUUCUUUAUUAAGAGGCGAAGCAGUAACUUGAGUCGCUUUCCGUGAUGUAGGCCGUUGUGGUUCUCAUUAAGGCCAAAGUGGACGAGGCUGAGAGGUUCCCCCAGGGCCGCCGCUUGGGCCUGUGGCUGAGUCUGCUCUCCGGGAGGCAGGCUGGCUCCCUUCCUUUUGAGAUGGUUUGACGUGGGAGAAGCUUCUUUAUUUAGUAGCUGCCGGUUUCUUCAACUCACAAAUUCCCUCAUCUCUAGGAAGGGAACUUUCUGGGUUUGAUUGCGGCCUUGUGAGAUCAGAGAUGAUCUGGCAUCAUGUUUGUGUUUUCAGGCCGUCCUGUUAUAUUGGAGGGGGGGGGAUCCACGUAUCACGGAGUCGUCUGCAUCUGCAAGGUUACAUAUAGUACACGGCCUAGUUUUGCAGGAUUGCAGCCUUUAAUAGCCGUAUUUUUAAAGUUUUCACCUCAAAGGCUGCAAUCCUAAAGCCCACUUACCUAGCAGUAGUUUGCUUUCAAUUCCGUAGGACUGACUUCUGGAAAUCAGUUGUGCUUUAGAGAGCAAAACGUGCUUGGUUCUUUUCAACUGGAAUACCUCACACACACUGUUGUGUGUGCAUGCUCUUUUUGGAUUGUUCACUGUUUGGAGAUUAUAUGCUUAAACCGGUUGUAACCACCAUUCAUAAUUAUAGAAUGAAUUUUUGUGUUCUAGGUGGGGGGUAGGUUGAGCUUUAUACAUAGGAGAGACAGCUAACCCUUCUUUUCUAACCACGAGAACAGUAAAUCAUAGUAAUGGCAUAGAUUAAUAUAUUCUCUAUGGCCAUGAGAAUUCUCAGCCAGACCUGGAAAAGUUUUCAGGAUUACUUCUGCAGUCAUUUGGGCUAGGAACAUGGUUUAUUUUGUUUUUUAAGUAUGCUAAAGCUGCUGCCAUAUUCCACCGAUAGCCAAUGUGCUGCCAUCCAGACACUGUAUUCUCUAACUCCUAAUGCUCCUUAUCAAUGGUCAUGCAAGCUGAGGUUGAUUGGAGUUGUACUACAAAGCAUCUGGAGGUUACCGUGUUGACUACCCGUGCUGUAUUACUGUCUCUGCAAAAUCGCUGCCAUCUAGGUUUCCAUACAUUCUGCCUAUAAUCCCCUUUAUUUGAAUGUUGAAUGUAGUGACUGGAGGGUUUCUCUGUUGUAAGAUAAAUAUCUGUUUUUUACAUACCCUUUUGUUUAGAAGUACUUAAGUGCUGUUGUGCUGUUGUCCAUUUGCCCCUACUCCAUCUUCUUGAUGGCAUUAUCUGUACAAUAUAUAUUGCUAAAUAUUACAGAUAAGAGCAGCGGGGAUCUUGCCACAUGUAUGAUGCUGGGAAAUGUAUCAUGCUAUAGGCAUAAGCAUACCUGAUUGAGGAGUGCAGGAUUUUUCCUAUAGGGAUGUGAUUGUGGUAAUGUGUGCUGUUUGAUUAGCAUUAUUCUUACUGUGCAAGUCAUUCAGGGAGGUUGUUAAUUUUUGUAACCUGCUAGCUAGUAUAGUGUGGAAGCAACACAUUUCACUGAAAUGCUGAGUGUUGCACACUCAUACAGAAGGGAUGUUCAUUUAAUAGGCCUGAAAAAUUUUUUAAAAGAAAGUGGAGGCCAUUAUGUUAAGUCAUUUGGCUUCUAUGCCCUGUUUUAUGAAAAGAAUUAUUAAAAGUCAGUGUAAAUUAGCACAAGUUUUGUGUUCCAAGAACUCCCAAUUCUGGUUGUUGUUGGUCUCACAAAGCUGUUCCUGCCAGUUAAUAUAUUGGAUAUAUCUUAAUCAAGACUGUGAACUUAGUAAACUAUGGUGCUAUUGAUGUCCUUUAUCUUCCCCUCGGAUUCAUAUAUAUUGUGAGAGAGAAGUACCUGAUGCAGUGAUUUCCUUGUUUUCUGAAGCAAGGAAAAGCUGGGUUGCUGCAAGGGUGAGUGGAUGUUGCUGGGAGUGAGGUGCAGUUAGAAGCUGGAACUUCAGGCACAGGUGCUUCUGUUGCAACCUUUGCCAAGGUGUUUUGGACUAAGAUUCCCUUCUGCCCCAUACAGCACAACCAUGCUGGCUGGGGCUGCUGGGUGUUGUAGGGCACUAGGUUGGUGAAGGCUGCUGUACUGCCUGACUGAGCUGGAAGUUGGCAUCAGUACAGAAAGGAUUUUCUGUGCACAGAGAUGCAAAAAGGGCUUUGAACUAGCCCCACGUAGCUGCUUAUUAAAAUAGCUUGCUUGUGUGACUUGGGUCUGAACUACUUACUUUCCUUACCCUGGAAUCUUAAAGGUUUAUAAGUAGAUCCCUUCCAAGAGACAGUACUUUAAGGCCUUCCAUAUCCUCCAUAAUUUGUUGUUGUUUUCUUAUAACAGAAAUGGCACCUCGUAAGGGCAAGGAAAAGAAGGAAGAACAAGUUAUCAGUCUGGGACCACAGGUGGCUGAAGGAGAGAAUGUGUUUGGAGUCUGCCACAUCUUCGCUUCCUUCAAUGACACUUUUGUCCAUGUAACUGACCUGUCUGGCAAGUGAGUGGGCACCUGUUUAUGACUGCUUUCUUUAACAUGUUUUUUAAAAUGAAAGAUAUAUGGGGGCAGGGAAUGUUGGUCUAUGACGUUUGGUAAACUUUUACACCUCAAUACUCCUUAAUGCAACUCCUGGACAUAUAGUGCUGGACAUCACAGGCAGACCCUUGAUCAAAUGCAGAAGUCAAGAGACACACUCACACUGGUACAGAAAGCUUCUCUUAUUUUAAAAUCCUAUAAGUCAGGACUCAGGAAACAAUGUGGGCCUCCAGGUGUUUCUGAACUACAAAUCCCAUUGGUUGUGCUGCCUAGCUAGGACUGGUGGGAGUUAGAAUCCAACAAAAUGGAGGGCCACCAGUUCCCCAUGACCUGCUAUAAGGUGUUCAGGCAUACGGGAGUAAGUGGGAACAUAAGGGACAGCUAAACUUCAUGUGGCUGGUUCUGUGUCUUAUCUGCUAGGAUUUAGGACUUGUGGGCAGCAGUAGAGACAGUAAGGCUUGGAAGUUGUUGCUUCCAUAUUUUAAAAACAAUUUGGCAAAGAAGCCAAGAAUACAAUUUCUCUGCUUACCCUGUAGCUUUGUAUCUCCUGUGAAAGUGAGACUAGACUUGAGGUUCCUCAAAUAAUCUCUCUGUUCCUUCUUUCUCAGGGAAACAAUCUGCCGAGUAACUGGUGGCAUGAAAGUGAAGGCUGACAGGGACGAGUCUUCUCCUUAUGCUGCUAUGCUGGCUGCCCAGGAUGUAGCUCAGAGAUGCAAGGAGCUGGGAAUCACUGCCCUUCAUAUCAAGUUGCGGGCUACAGGUGGAAAUAGGUAUGUGUGUCAUUCUCUCCCACACAGAGUUUAUAAAAUGUAAUUAAUCAGAUACUAAUUAGUAUCUAAGGCAUUCAGCAUUCACCUCUUAACAGUCAACAUUAUGCAGGAAUACCAUAUGAAAACUUUACCAUAUAUAUAAUUUUGUAGCAUUCUGUAGACCAAGGUGGGGGCGGGGAACAGAGAGGAUACCCUCUUGGCACUGAAUGCAUAUAUUGGUUGGCUUAAUAUCUUUGUGGAUAUUUGGUUGUUUUUCCUCUUUCCUAAAUAAGCUUUGCGUUUAGAUAGACUAAGUUGCAGUUUGGACCACCAUGAUCUUAUAAAAAGUAUUGUCCACAUUAUUUGUCAGUGAGAUCAGGUUGCAUCUAAUAUAGCCUUGGGGUGUUCUGGUUUUUCUUUUUGAAAUAUGACAACCCUAAUAUAGCCACUUCUUUUGAAUGCUUCUAUGUAUUUCCCUUAAUAGAACAGAGAUAUUCUAUGCCCAUUAGACAUAGGCCUUGCAGUCAGAAGCAAAAAAAGAGGGAAGCCUUCUCAGUUCUGCAUAGGGUAGAAAAGACAAGCAGCAGAGAUAUCUUGAGAAUCCACAUGGAUUAUGACAACGAUAAUUCCCAAGGGGUAGCAGGUACCCAAGACAAAAAAAAAGAACAUAAUUUCAUGAAUCACAGAAACUGAUUGGCAUUCCCAGUAGAUUAAAUGUCUGAAUUGAAAACACAAAAAAACCCUGCUGGUUAAUAUAAAAUGCCUCCAUUACACUCUUUCCUUCAGAUUUCAGCAUAAAGGUGAGCCUAUGAAGUUAGCUGAACAUGACAUGGCUUUUAUAAAAAUACAGUAAGAGCCCUAUUUGCCACUAGACCAAAAGCCUGAAGUUGAACUGCCAUUUUAUCUCCCUGCUUGUCCCAUAUUGGUCUUUGUCACCAGUUUAUUCCCUCCAUAUGAAUUAUUAUAGAACCAUCCAGUAUAUAUAAACAAAUGCAGUGGAGACCAACUGAACAUCAGAGAUAAUUAGUAAAUGCUUAUCUGUUUCAUGUAGUUCCUCAUUUUUUUCCUUUGCAGAACAAAGACUCCUGGGCCUGGAGCCCAGUCAGCCCUCAGAGCUCUGGCUCGAUCUGGCAUGAAGAUAGGGCGCAUUGGUGAGUUGUCAACCGAAGAUGCAUUUGAAGAAUGCAUCUCCUUGGAAACCAUCUCUUUUAGAAAACGGCUGUUUCUUAAUGUCCCAUUCUUACUCAGGUGUUAAACAAACCCUCUUGGUUUCCUGUGAUAACGCUUUUCAAGAUUGUGGGGUACAUGCUAAAGGUGCUGAGUUUAAGAUAUGAAGUACAGAAAUAUUGCAGAUUAGACAAGGAGAUGUCCCAACAUCAGGUAGUUGUGACCUUUAGUUAGAAAGAAUUGAAACUGGUGCUAAGCUGCAUUUUGGUAACUACCAUGGGAUUAUGAAAUGUUUUCCCCUGGUAGUUGUGUCGUCCCUUCUUAAUUAAGUAAAGUGGAAGUCCUAAAGUCUCUGCAGACUUGUCUGAACUUGGACUUUCACACCCUAAAAUACAGUUGCUGUAAAUUGGAAGUACAGCUUCUCAGUCUGACUUGCGAUCCUGCAGUAAAUUGGGUUCUUAGUGUUAGAUUUUGACCACCAGCCUUCUGCAUUGGAAAAUUGUUUCAUUUUCCAUAUGAAAAGUGACUUAGAGGGUUUUGUAUGUUUGUGGGACCUGUGUAUGCAAGAAAGUCUUCUGAAUGUGAAAUCCUUAUUUCUCUCCACAGAGGAUGUCACCCCUAUCCCGUCAGACAGCACUCGCAGAAAGGGCGGUCGCCGCGGUCGCCGUCUGUAAACAGUAGCUGUUAUCUUUCAUCAUUAAAGCUUUCCAAUAAACCUCUGCUCUCAUUUGUUCUUUUCUUAUACAACUCUAGUCACCGCUGGUGUCCUUAGAAGUGCAUCCUUGAGUGGACCUUUUCUCACUAAUUACAUGAAAAGCAGUCUCUUUUGGGGAGUAUUUCUGUGCAUUAACAGCUUCCACGGGAUUUCUGUUGUAUCACUUUUCCACUGAGUUAUUUUUCUAUGAAGCUACUCAAUACUACUUAGCAAAAAUAAAAAAUCUUGCUACAGUCUAAGGACGAUUUUGAAGGUGGUUUUGAAGUAGAGACAAAGCAUCUCAAUUCCAUAUAUAGAUUGAACUUUAAAAAAACCACACACAACCCUGGUCAGCCAUUUCCCCCAAAGAACUGUUCGGUUUUAGAUGCAAUAGGCUAGCAAUGUGUUCUUUUGAUUUUGUAUAACAGAAUUCUGGACUCAUCUUAACUUGCCACAUACACCUUUCAGGGAUCCAUUUAGAAAAACACUUAAAUCUGUAUGAAAUGAAUAAUUCGAUUCUUCCCCAUCUGCCUUUUUCGAUGCACCUUAGCUUUUCAUUAUUUUGUAUUCACUAGUGCAUUGUCACAUGCAGAUCGUCAAUACAGAUUUACCAUGGUAGAGCUGUGGAUCUGAAUUGAGAAUUUUCAUUUACAUUGCAUUAUUGCUGCACAGAAAUCCCAAGCUUGUUUUCUCAGAAGUAACUCACUGCUUUCAAUGACAUUUACUCCCAUGUAAGUGGAUAGCAUUGCAGUCUUUGUCUUUUUGUCAAGCAAUUGUGUGAGAAGUGUUUAUCUGUGCAAAUUCUCCACGGGGUUGGUUUAAAUAGUGCUGGAAUGAGCACCAGCAAAAAUAAGGACUUUGUCAUAGCUCACAUUCUUAUUAACACUGCACUUAUUUAUAUCCUGUCUCUUUUAAUUUUGCUAAAAAUUCACAAGAUAGCUUCCACUAAAACAGGCACAAAACUGUUCAGAAACUAAUUGCAUUAAUAUAAACAGGCAUGAAACGAGAAAGCAGCAGGGUUUUGUUUUUUAAAAAAAUAAAUCACGGUACUAAAAUUAAACUUAAUUAAAAUCUCAGACAAAUAAGUUAACUUUACAUUGAAAGUUAUGAUUGGUGCUCUACAGGCCAGGAGCCACUAUAGAAUACGGCAUAUCUCAGGCUACUACCCCUUGGUGUCUGAAGAUGGAGGCUUUCAGAGCAAGAACUUAGAAAAUAAUAUUUAAAAAUUGUUGCAGCGUUACUUAGGGAAGUUUUUAACGUUUGAUGUUUUAGCGUGUUUCUAAUCUGUUGGGAGCUGCCCAGAGUGGCUGGGAAAACCCAGCCAGAUGGACGGGGUAUAAAUAAUAAAUUAUUACAUUAUUAUUUCAGUAAGGCCAUGCCUGGUUCAAUAGUCUCUCUAGUUCCAUCAUGCCAAAUGAAUGCUAGACCUUUUCUGGAUACCAACUGUGUCCAAGUUGGAGCAACAAUAGUAUUGAUAACCAAAUGGCAUGUAAAAGCAGAAAGGGAGCUAUUGGCGUUUUGGACUGUUCCUCUGCCUUGGGUUAUUUCCCUUUUUAUAUUAUGGGCUGUACAGUUCUAGUGUUUUAAGUGUUUUCUUCAAAACAGGUUUUGGUUCCGCAGCACGGUUUUGGUGGCAGGCUAGUUUCUUCCUGACUCGGGAGAAACAAUACAUAAAAUGUCACAGGACCUUGCAUGUAGCUGAGGUCUACUUCUGUAUUUAGGCUCUGUAUUUAGGCUGAUGAGAAUAUGCAAGGGGCAAAAGCGUAUUCUCAGAGCAAGCCCAAAACAUUUUACUGCCUGAGGCAGUACAGCAAAUGGCACCGCCUUCUCUCCAAAUUGAGCUGCUGCCCUGUACCUAAGGGCAGUCAGGUUAUUUUGACACUUGAAGCAAUGCUUAUCCUCCUUGGUAUUAAUAAUGCAAUAAUAAAUAAAUGGCUCCACCGUUUUGUGGGACAUCAUUGAAAGAAAAAAAGGCUAAGGAGUAAACCAGGCUUCCUCAACCUCAGCCCUCCAGAUGUUUUUGGCCUACAACUCCCAUGAUGCCUAGCUAGCAGGACCAGUGGUUGGGGAUGAUGGGAAUUGUAGUCUCAAAACAUGGAGGGCUGAGGUUGAGGAAGCCUGGAGUAAACCCUACAUAAGUAUGGAGUGGAGCCCCUAAGGUGAUUGGAUGGCACAUUGUACGCCGCCACCUGACAACUGCAGCCAAGCUGGUGUCAGAUGUAUUGCUCUGCUUUCCUUUGGACCACAUCAGUGAAGUCAAGAGAGGGGUCUUCUGGGCAGCCCACAACCUCACACACGCUGCCCAGGCUUGCAGCCCAGAGAGGUCACUUGGGUGCUGCUAAUACAGCAAUUUGACUUUGCCCCCGAAGCACACAACAUUGUCUCUUGAGAUAGACAGAUGUCAACAAAAUCAGCUUUUUCAUGAAACCCAAAAUCCUCAUUCUGCCUACCAGCCCUUAUUCACCUGGUCCCUGGAUUAAUGACUGCUA